UGUCACUUCAACAGAUUUCUGCACAUUCCACUUCAAACUGCAGCUGAGCUCAGAGCAAUGUACCCUCAAAGUUACCCAAGUGCUUUGGUUCCACUGCAGGGGGUACCGUAUGGACAGUCUGAACACCCUGGAAUAGUUCAGCACACCACUGUGAACAUCAUCGCUGAGCCCCCAAAGGACCACAUCAUCUGGUCCAUCUUCAGCUUGUUCUACAUGAAUUCCUUCUGCCUUGGACUGGCAGCUCUCAUCCACUCCAUCAAGGCCAGAGACCGGAAGAUGGUUGGAGAUCUGCCAGAGGCCCGAUGGUAUCGUUCCACUGUCCGCUCCCUCAACAUCGCUGCCACCGUGGCGACUUGUGUCAUCGUCCUUAUUUUCAUUAUUACAUUCAGUGUCAUUGCUGCACAGGAAAAUUAUUACUACAGUAGAUACAAUUCAUAUGGCUAUUACAGACGGUAAAUGUCACAUUGUGGAAGUGAGGCUUGUAGCUUCUCUAACUUUUUACAUCUUUAUACUUACAUGCUGACACCAAAAAAAGAUCUGCAUUCCAUUGGUGUAACAAGAGACUGAAAUGGAACUCAUCUAUAUUUCUCUGGUGACAUUUUAACAUUUUACCUUAUAAAUUCUC
Amphiprion ocellaris (clown anemonefish) is the source of this 625-nucleotide messenger RNA. Its product is annotated as dispanin subfamily A member 2b-like. The record is from RefSeq and is a predicted model, not a curated record. The coding region runs from base 58 to 456 and encodes 132 amino acids. Gene Ontology annotation, cellular component: plasma membrane. The transcript has 2 exons. NCBI's taxonomy places the organism in Eukaryota, Metazoa, Chordata, Actinopteri, Pomacentridae.